AAAAAUAAUUUCAACCUGUUUCUGUUUCUCCAUUCCACCAUUGUUUUCUCCAGAAUGAUAAAGUGACUCUUUUUUUGGAAAGUUUAACCAUUUGCAAACAUCUUAACGAAAAAAAAUGAACAAAUUUGCAGAUUUCUGUUGAAAGUUUACACACUUUGCUCUGUCUCUUCUUCAUCUCCAAUCUGAUUUGCACUGCACAAUUGAAUGAAGAUGCAUGCGUGUUCAUGAGAUGAUGAUGAUAGCCAGGCGUGAUAAUCAUGCCCACGGUGCUUCAGAAUCACAAUUCCCCUCCGCCGGGUUCGCAUCGGAUCGAUCGGCCUCCUCCUUCAUCCGCAUCCCCUAUUAGAUUGGCCGCCGCAGCUUUUCUAGUUCCCCGUUUUCUCUGGGGCGCGAUAGUGCAAUUGGGUCGCCAAUGGUUCAAUCCAACUCCCACGGGGAGCUCACGGCGCCUCAGCCUUUGACGAGGGUUAGGCUAUCGGACAUUCUGCCCUACGAUGGAGCUCCUGUGGGGCGAUAUUCGCGCGCCGUGGAGGCUCUCUCUGGGUCGCUGAUGAGGUACAACGCCGCCGUGAUUGAGCUCGGCCUUGAAGAUGCUGCGGUGCUCCGUUGUGGCCUGGAAUCUGCCAGGUUCUAUUUUAAGACUCGGGUUGCAGCUCAGGGGAAGGGUACUCGUGGAGUUUAUAUCUAUAGGGCUGGAAGGCCCUUGGAAGAUGUGGAGUCAUCUCCCCCAUGCAUGGCUGAUGUCUUUCAAUGCAUGGGAAGGGCAGCCCGAGCUGCUUUAUGUGCAGUUGCUAGACAUCUUCGUUUGCGAAGCGAUGUUUUUAACCAUUUACUUGAUGAAACCCCGUUGCCACUUAAUGAGCCUUCCUCAUCCAUUCUUGUUGCAACCUUCUCUCCCUCAUCAACCUCACAGAAUGGGAGGGGAUCAAGUGAGGGAGUAAAACUCCCAACAACCAAUGAAGUAGAAAAGGGGUUGUUAACAUUGAUAUCCUCUGAUACUUCUGGUCUUCAGGUAUGUGACCCCAAUAGUAGGUGGUACCUAGCAGAUAAUGGUCUAGCUUCUGGAGAUUUGUUAUUGCUCACUGGAAAAGCUCUCAGUCAUGUAACUGGUGGUCUCCGCCCUGCGGCCACUCACAGGCCAACCUAUGACUACUACCUUGGGAAUACUACCAUGGGAAGGACAUCACUGGCAUUUAGGCUUAUGCCGCAAAGCAGUGCUAUUCUUGAUUGUUCUCCCAUUAUAGCGGCUGGUCAUGCCAUUCCUCAAAGCUACACCCCGAUUUCUGUAAGCCAGUUUUUGGAUGACCUUUCUGCAGAGGAAGACGUCUUCUGUAACAGAACUGAUAAUGCUUAUGUUGUCCAAGACAAUCUAAAUAAGGAACAAUCAUUGAGAGCUGUGCUCUCAGAUCCCUUAUCCGGCACAUUCAUGGAAGAUGCUACAUUUGUUUCGUGUGGACAUUCCUUUGGUGGUCUAAUGCUAAGAAGGGUUGUUGAAACAUCAAGAUGCACACUCUGCAAUGCAGAAAUUGAACCUGGAUCAUUGAUCCCUAAUCUUGUAUUAAGAGCAGCAGCAGCAGCAGUGAAGUAUGAGGACGACAAGAGAUUAUUUUAUAAUGCUUCACUCAGGAAGCGCAGGAAAGAGGAAAAUGGAGAAGUUUUUUCUGAAAAUGGCCCAUUCAAAGCUAUUCAAUACCCAUUCUCAGUUAAUGAGAAAGUUAUGAUUAAGGGAAAUAGGAGGACGCCAGAUAAAUUUGUGGGGAAGGAGGCAGUAAUCACGUCACAAUGUCUUAAUGGCUGGUACUUGCUUAAGAUUAUUGAGAGCGGUGAGAAUGUUCGCCUUCAAUACCGCUCUCUGCAGAAGUUUCCAGCUUCCCAGGAAACUUGUGGCAAUGAGAGGUGCCAUUCCCAGCCACUUAACAGUAGCAGCUGAUGAUGAAUGGUCAGUUACUCUCUACCUCUGGGGCAUUCAAAUUGCAAUCUUAUAGUCCUGUAAAUUGUUAGUUACUGUUCAGUUUCAAAUUAGAUUUUAGGGUGUUAGAGAGAAAAUCAUAUACUCAUAGUAGUAGUUAGGCAACUUUUCUCACUCCCAAGGAAAGAUACCGAUAUACUCCUUAUGGAUAAGCUAAAAUGGUAUUGGUA
Cuscuta campestris is the source of this 2139-nucleotide messenger RNA. The record is from the annotation of a GenBank genome assembly. Lineage: Eukaryota; Viridiplantae; Streptophyta; Magnoliopsida; Solanales; Convolvulaceae.